This is a messenger RNA of Colletotrichum gloeosporioides, 189 nucleotides long. RefSeq lists its product as uncharacterized. The transcript has a single exon. Bases 1 to 189 code for a protein of 62 amino acids. The record is from RefSeq and is a predicted model, not a curated record. Lineage: Eukaryota; Fungi; Ascomycota; Sordariomycetes; Glomerellales; Glomerellaceae.
AUGAAAUUCUUCGCCGUUGCCGCCCUCGCCCUUGCGUCCGUUGCUGUCGCUGCCCCUGCGCCUGAAGGGCAGACUACGUCCAUCAAGCUGAGCAAAGACUACGUCGACGCCAUCAUCGCCGCAUACCCCGACGUUCACAAGCGGGACUGCAGCUUUGACUUCAGCUGCGGCUGCAUCUUCUGCACUUGA